UAGCAAUUCGUAAGCUGCUGCCAUUUUUUGCUCGUAGGCAGCCCAACUGCUGCCAUCUGGCCCGCGGCCGAGCACUACGCAUGGUCUCCAUGAAUAACAACUAAUGGCCGACUUCUUCGCCCCCAAGCCGCGCGCCGGCCGUGUGGCGCCGGAGCCCGGCUUGGGCUCCAUCCCCGAGAACCGGGACGCGCCCGCGACGCUGCCGCGACCAAAAGAGGACCAAUUCGACAGCAAGGAGCACGUCGCCGAGGCCGUCGACGCGUACGUCGCGGCCCAGUCGUUCCGGCCCGCGCUCGCGCGCGCCGUCGCGAGCGCCGCGCGGAACGUCCCGGAGCUGCGGGACGACGUUUAUGAUCACGUCCUGACGGCGCUGCGGCGCACACCGUCAAGGGGGUGGCCGCUGCUGUGCGUCGUCGCGCUCACGUGCCCGCCGGCGACGGACGGAUGUAGACGCAAAGUCGACGCCGCGCUCACGUGCGCGUCCGCGGAUUAUACGCGCUACGCGUUGUUCGUCCACGAGGUCCUCGGCGCCGUCGCGAGCCCGCCCUCCGAACAAAAUAUAGCCGCGUUUGAUAUGAGGCCGCCCUCGGUCCUGAGCGUGACGCUCGUCGACGGCGAGUCCUUGGUGGAGGCGUUGCCCGUGGCGCCCUGGGUCGACUGCGCCGCCGUCGCGCGGCAUCUGGUGACGACGCGGCUGCGGCUGACGGACGCGCGCCGGUCGACGUUCGGCCUGUUUUUCGCGGACAACGGGCGGCCGCUCCACCGCAGCGAGUUCGUCGGCGAUGUACAUGAGUCCGCCUUCGUGUUCAAGCGCAUCCUGCGCUUCCUCCACGAGCCGAGCCGCUCGGACGACGUGUUAUUUGAGCGGCUGAACUUCCUGCAGUGCGAGGACGACGUGCUAAAUGAGGGCCGGCUGCCGAUCCCGCGCAAGGACGCCGGCGCCCUGGCGGCGCUGUCGCUCUUAGCGACGAUGGGCGCCGCGACGCCUAUAAGGGUCGAGGACCUCGCGGCGCUGACGGAGGACCUGUCGAUCGGCGAGUGCUACCCGCCGGCCUACGAGGGCGAGGAGCCCCUGACAUUGGCCUCGCUGGCGGCGCCGCACGUCGCGGCAUUUAGAAAGCUGGACGCGCGGGCGCUGCACCGCGCGUUCGUCGACCGCUGCCGCGCGCGGCCGCUCUACGGCGCGCACGUCUUCGAGGUCGACGUCGUGGGCGGCCUCGACGCGCCCGGCGCGUAUCGGCUGGCCGUCGGUUCGCGGGGCCUCGCGCUGCUCGACGACGACGACGUCUUCGGCGUCGACUGCCGCUACGCGGUCGGCGACGUGGCGUCGUGGGCGUCGACGGGCGACAGCGUGGAGGUGCGGUUCCGCGAGGCGGCGCCGCUGCUCGUCGAGUCGGCGCAGGCGCGCGGGAUCGUGGCCGCGCUGGACGUGUGCAUCAAGCGCCUCGGCGUCGUCGUCGAGGAGCCGUCGCAGCGCCGCGACUGGACGGCCCACGGGCUGUUCGCCGCCGAGGAGGGGGCGGAGGAAAGUAAAGGUGAUUAGUGUGC
Molecule: messenger RNA, 1548 nt
Organism: Pelagomonas calceolata
Lineage: Eukaryota; Pelagophyceae; Pelagomonadales; Pelagomonadaceae
Source: the annotation of a GenBank genome assembly